This is a messenger RNA of Impatiens glandulifera, 1666 nucleotides long. Its product is annotated as COP9 signalosome complex subunit 4. The record is from RefSeq and is a predicted model, not a curated record. Bases 272 to 1465 code for a protein of 397 amino acids. The transcript has 14 exons. Lineage: Eukaryota; Viridiplantae; Streptophyta; Magnoliopsida; Ericales; Balsaminaceae. Gene Ontology annotation, cellular component: cytosol; COP9 signalosome.
UGAGCAAACAAGUCCUAAAGCUGAAACAAGCUUGGUUGAGAAGACAGAAGAAGAUUAAUCGCGCACUAAGAAUCACGGCUAGCCACCAAAGAGGAGCCGUGGAACCACUCUCUUACACUUUCCGUCUGCGACUGCGAGGAUCUUCAAUCUCGCAGACGCUAUUUCGUUCUCUCCGUCGACCUUUCUAGACUUCUCACAGACUUAGGGUUUCGGUUUGAUCUUUUAUCAUUUCUGAUUCCGUCGUGGAGUACGUAUUACUCUAUCCACAUCAAUGGAGACCGCAUUCGCGAGCGUGGCUGCGAUAACCGAUCAGAGGCAAAAGAUCGAACGGUACAAGAUCAUACUAACAACUGUUCUUGCAUCCAAUGACUUCACACAAGCAACAAAAUUCAUCGACCAUAUUCUGUCCGACGAUGUUCCGUUGGUGGUAUCGCGACAGCUUUUACAAACCUUCGCGCAGGAGCUUGGGAGGCUGGACGCAGAGGCACAGAAGGAAAUUGGGCAUUACAUUCUCAAUCAGAUUCAGCCUCGAGUAGUCUCAUUUGAAGAACAGGUGCUAAUAAUCAGAGAAAAGCUUGCAGACUUAUAUGAGUCUGAACAUCAGUGGUCAAGGGCAGCUCAAAUGCUCGGUGGCAUUGAUCUGGAUUCUGCAAUGAGAGUAAUUGAUGAUAGAUUCAGAUUGUCAAAAUGCGUGAAGAUUGCAAGCCUUUAUCUGGAGGAUGACGAUGCUGUAAAUGCUGAGGCUUUUAUUAAUAAAGCUUCUUUCCUGGUUAGCAACAGUCAAGAUGAAGUAUUGAAUUUACAAUACAAGGCUUGUUAUGCAAGGAUAUUAGACCUAAAGAGGAAGUUCCUGGAAGCAGCUUUACGUUAUUAUGACAUUUCUCAAAUUGAAAAGCGCCAAAUAGGAGAUGAGCUUAUCGAUGAGGAUGCACUGGAGCAAGCCCUUAGUGCUGCUGUAACAUGUACAAUUUUGGCUGCUGCAGGUCCUCAACGUUCUCGUGUUCUUGCCACUUUAUACAAGGAUGAACGGUGCUCCAAGUUGAAGAUUUAUCCCAUCUUGCAGAAGGUCUAUUUGGAGAGGAUAUUGAGGAAACCGGAGAUUGAUGCCUUUGCUGAAGAACUGAAGCCACAUCAGAAAGCUCUUCUACCAGAUAACUUCACUGUUCUGGAUCGCGCUAUGAUUGAGCAUAAUCUUUUGAGCGCGAGCAAACUUUACACAAAUAUAAGAUUUGAUGAAUUGGGCACAUUGUUGGGCAUUCCCCCUAAUAAGGCUGAGAAGAUAGCUUCGAGGAUGAUAUACGAAGAUCGAAUGAGGGGAUCUAUCGAUCAGGUUGAAGCUGUCAUCCAUUUUGAAGAUGAUACUGAAGAAUUGCAACAGUGGGAGCAACAGAUUGUUGGGGUUUGCCAGUCCCUAAACGAUGUGCUGGAUGGCAUGGCAAAGAAAGGGUUGACAAUUCCUGUAUGAAGAAAUUGUUUUGUUAUUAGGGUUUAGGAAGACAGGCAGCAUCCUCUUAACAUUUUGGAAACUUGUAUCUUUCUUCUUCUUCUUCUUCUUCAUAGUAUUAUCAUUCAUGUCUGCUACUGCUGCUGCUGCUUAUUUGAUUGAUCAUUCAUGUACUUCUUCUGACUUUUGAAAUUUUUUAAUGCAUUUUUGUGUAGCCAACCA